Molecule: messenger RNA, 3247 nt
Organism: Haliotis rufescens (red abalone)
Lineage: Eukaryota; Metazoa; Mollusca; Gastropoda; Lepetellida; Haliotidae
Product: cell wall protein DAN4-like
Exons: 4
Coding region: 260-1816 (518 amino acids)
Source: RefSeq, a predicted model, not a curated record
GAGUGCCAUACUGAACGCAAGCAUUGAAAUGAACGUUAGCAUAUAUAAUGCGUACUUUGAACACUCAGGGCGUGACUUUCAGGAGUUAACAAUAGGUGCUAAACAUAUCCGAUGGUUUCAAUACCGCCAUUCUAAAUGUUACGACCUUAUUUGAGGAUAACAGUGUUGACUGGGUAGAAGAGCAAGCGUCACCAGCAUUCCGGACACGAUCACAGAUUGGGAAGGCACCAGAGCGGCAUCCAGCCCCAGCGGCAAGGCUAUGGCGACUAUGAUUUUCAUCCUAAUCUCGACAGCUGUCUUUGGAUGUGUCGUGUCUCAGGAAAACAACGACUAUUUUGGAACAUAUGUAUCUCCUCAAGGUGGAUCAAUACCAUUCUUCAACAAACAAAACAAAGUUAAUUCGACCACUACUGUUUCUGCAGCCUCUUCAACAACAUUACCUUCAUCGUCCCCUGCCAUCGUUCCAACUGCAAGAUCAGCAUCAACGACGGUUGAUCUGUACUCUACCACCCGUUCAAGCAUCAUAACACCUGACUCCGCAUCAACGACGGUUAAUCUGUACUCUACCACCCGUUCAAGCAUCCUAACUCCUGACUCCGCAUCAACGACGGUUAAUCUGUACUCUACCACCCGUUCAAGCAUCCUAACUCCUGACUCCGCAUCAACGACGGUUAAUCUGUACUCUACCACCCGUUCAAGCAUCCUAACUCCUGACUCCGCAUCAACGACGGUUAAUCUGUACUCUACCACCCGUUCAAGCAUCAUAACACCUGACUCCGCAUCAACGACGGUUGUUCUGUACUCUACCACCCGUUCAAGCAUGAUAACGCCUGACUCCGCAUCAACGACGGUUAAUUUGUACUCUUCCACCCGUUCAAGCAUGAUAACACCUGACUCCGCAUCAACGACGGUUGAUCUGUUCUCUACCACCCGUUCAAGCAUCAUAACACCUGACUCCGUUCCAACGACGGUUAUUUGGUCCUCUACCACCCGUUCAAGCAUCAUAACACCUGACUCCGCAUCAACGACGGUUGAUCUGUUCUCUACCACCCGUUCAAGCAUGAUAACACCUGACUCCGCAUCAACGACGGUUAAUUUGUACUCUUCCACCCGUUCAAGCAUGAUAACACCUGACUCCGCAUCAACGACGGUUAAUCUGUCCUCUACCACCCGUUCAAGCAUCAUAACACAUGACUCCGCAUCAACGACGGUUGAUCUGUUCUCUACCACCCGUUCAAGCAUCCUAACACCUGACUCCGCAUCAUUGACGGUUAAUCCGUCCCCUGCCUUUAGUCCAAGCAUCACAACACCUGCUCAGCCAACUACUGCUUCUGUCGCAACUCCCUUUGCAAUCUCAACUACAGCGACUCUUCCUACCACAUCCACUGAACCUGUGUCCUCUGUCACUACAGCUCCAGCUCUGACUACUACUACCACUUCUACAACCUCCAGAAAUACAUCUUCAAAGACAACCACAGUUCAUCUGGACCACAACGGACAACCAGUUAGAACAGUGAAACAAUUAUGCACAUGCUUUUGUAAAUCGAAAGGUCGCCUUGAGUCAGUGACAACCCAAGCAAUUUCCGAGAAGAAAGCAAAUCUCAAACAGAAGUUGCAAGUGAAAACAACCAAUCUGACUAGUGCUAUAAGCAAGAAGAACAGCGCAACAGACAGCAGGAAGUCCUCUGCAAGUAUCGGCUAUGUCGCAAUGUUGCUUGUCAUGUUGCCAAUGAUCCUACUUGUGUUUUCAGACCUGGUCCACUUGACAUCUGCGAUUAUUAAGAUCAGUAAACAGACGACUGCUAGGAUGAAUUAAAAGAUGAGUCAUUUCAAACAGGACCUCUUCGAAGGACGAAAAGGCAACUGGUUGCUUGUGUCAUUUCAUACACGAUACACGUACGAGGUUAAUGCUAUCUAAACUGUACAUGUACAAAUAUAGACGUGCUGCACACGGCCAUGCACCGGCACCAUGACUACGCCGUGUGGCCACUGAUUUUCAGUGAUCCAUUCCUCUUAAUGUCGUCGUACUUUGUUUCAGAAGAUAUUCGAGACUGAUUGUCUGAAAUUGAUGUUCUCGAAUCGAAUGGUGUUCUCGCUAUACUAAAUACGUAACAUUUUGCAUGGAUGAUAUCUCAGUGAAUAAUAUCCUCAAACACUACAUGAUAUGACGCAGUAGUUUAAGUGUUCUUUGGUCAUGCUUGGGCAAGUGAAGUUUGUUUAACACGGCAGUCGGAAAAAUAUCUCAGCUGUUUCAUUGCAGCCUGGGGCGGUCGGGUUUCCUAGUGGUUAAAGCAUUCGAAGACCCGGGUACAAUGUGUGAAGCCCAUUGGUAGUGUUCCCCGCCGUGAUGUUGCUGGAAUAUUGUUAAAGGCGGCGUAUAACCUCACUCACUCACUCAUUGCAGUCUGUUAAUAAUCAAGAUAAUAAUACACCAGUGCUAAAGCAACGUCCCAAUGCCUCGGAGAACGAUGACACGCAAUCAACCUACUCAGCCACCGAGCCUGACCUCCCGAUCCAUAAAGCGUGCAAUAGAAUGCUGGAGAUCUACCAAAACCUGAGUCCCCAUGGGGAACAGAUAGAAUAACAGACUAAUAACCACAAAAUCGUUCUGAGUCGGUUACAACUUUGCUAAAUGGCAAUGCUGCAAUUCACGCUGACCAAACGAUUGGCCACCGCUAGCAGCAAGAAGAUCAGUGCAACAACUACAACUUUAAAGACAACGACAGUUUAACUGGUCUAUAACGGACAACCAGUUGGAACAACACAGAGAAUGUUCUUGUACAUCAAAAGGUUUCAUUGAGACAGUGACAAUUCAAGCUGUUUUUGCUAAGAAAACAAGAAAGCGAAACUGCAACAGACGUGACCAAAAACACCGUUAUCAGCAAGAGGACCAGUGCAACCGACAGCAGAAAAUCAUCUUCACAUUAUGGCUGUCGGUCGUAAUGUUGCUUUUUCUGCUUCUUACCUGCUCUCCUGGCACAUACGAUUGCAGGAAUCAUUCACAUGUGCAAACAUACGACAGCUCAAAAUGGCGAUGUGUUCGUGGCAAGAUUGCACGGCAUAGGAAAUGACAGCACAACGAAGAGACAAUGGAUAAAGGUGUUCUGAUCUGUAAUACGGGAUGCAGCUUUUGGAAAUGAUUUGUAUUGAUAGUACGUAUGCAGAACAUAUACUGUGACAGGGAUUUUGAAAGACACGCGACAUGUACAAUUCACGCAUAAUGUUAAAAAAGUGGCGCAUCAAAACA